CUGGAUGAGACCGACGCGGGCGCAGAGGCUGAGCCGCGCCUGAGCCCGUCAGACGGUCAGUGCGGAGCCACACGGUCCGCGCUGUGGAGAGUCUGUGGGGGAAAUACUGAUGAAGAAGGGCGGAUUAAAACUGCACCAUCUACAUGCCCCUGCGUUACUGGGGCAGGAGAUGAGUGUGGAAGUGGAGAGAAAAUUUUCCUACAGUGCUGACACUUUGAAAGCGCUGGAGGAGAUCGGCGUGUGUGUCGGUCAGCGUCAGUUUCAUGACCAGUAUUUUGACACUCCCCAGUUUGACCUGACUUUGAGAGACAUGUGGCUGCGUAAACGUAAAGGAUUCUGGGAGCUCAAGUGUCCAACAGCAGCCGGCGGCGGCGCAGAGGAGACGAGCGGAGCGCAGGUGAAAGCAGCAGCUCUGUGCACUCGUUACAAGGAGAUAACCAGCCUGCCCGAAAUUCAGCUGAGACUGAUGGACGUCCUCAAAGACAUUUGUGAGGACAGACACUCAGAGACGGGCUCCUCACACCAGGACGAGUCUUGGCUGAGCAAAAUGAAUCUAGUGUGCUUUGCAGAGUUUACAACAAUGCGGCAGUCAUUCACUUUAGAGGAGGACGGGGUGCAGAUAGAUCUGGACCAAGCUGACUUUGGCUACUAUGUGGGGGAAGUGGAGGUGGUUGUACCCGAGGGAGGAGAUGUGCAGGCUGCUCUGGACAAGAUUGAAAUAACAGCUCAAAAGCUGGGUCUGACUGGAGAUCAGCGAGUUGAAGGAAAAAUGAAUGUUUACCUUAAAAGAAAUCACCCUGAACACUAUGCAAAACUACUCAGUGCACACAUUUUAUAGGAGAUCAGUGACGGUUUUUAACAUGUGCACAGUCAUACCUGUAAACUGAGGUAUUACCUGUUAGAAAGAGUCAUUUAAAAAUGUCCCACAGUGUAAAGAUGCUCAAGUGGACCUGAAUCUAUCAAGACAUUUGCUUUAUUUUAAACUUGGUGAUCAGCAGACCUCUCCACUGAAGCACUGAAACUUUUUCUCUGUCUCCCUUCACCAUUAUUAAUUGUUUUUACCGUGUUGUGUUAAAAAGACAGACGAGCAGACAUGUUGUAUGACAUGUCCUCACAGGUCAUUCACAGCCAUGAAUGUCUUCACUGAAUUAUAUUCUAAUAAAUCAUGUUUGAACAGAGUUCUGUGUACAGAUGCACUCAGGAUAAAAUAACGUUUGCACUGAGUCAAAGUGAUUUUUGUGGUACAAUCAUAGACUGAGUUUCUUUUGCAUUGUGAGAAACUAAACUGUCCCCUCAGUCUGACAGUAUAACAAUGAAAUCUACACCCAGGACAGUUUGUUCACUCACAGUAUUCUACAAAAUCUGAAUUACAUUCUGUUGUCUAAAUAAUACGAUGUGUAAUAAUUGAUUUCUAAGUUUGGCAUAGUGUCACCUGUAACCUGUUGAUGUUUUAUCAGUGUGUCUCAUGCAUGUGUUUGCAGAGUGUAGCCGUAUGUUCAUUUGCUGUUACACUCCUGUAAUGAAAGAAUGAGUAUGUCCUCUGGUAUAUUACACAUUUUUCAGUGUGAGUUAGUUUUGAAAGGUGCAGUGUUACAGUCCAGGUAAAAUCAGGAAACUGGAAUUUUUCUAAUACUUAAUUUGAUCAGUGAUUCUAUUGUUUUAAAUGUGUUUUCCAUAUUUCAUUAAAACCCAAGCCCAGAAGUGCUCAGCACAAACAGGGUUUGUCCAGCAGAGACAGGUCCUACCUGUGAUGGACACUGUGGAACAUGACAGAGAUAAUGCAACGUGUCUCGUCCCUGAAGUUAACUGAAGUGGUUCAGUCGCAGAGUGUAACUGGCUUAUUGCUGCUCUGUGCAUGUUAGAGAGCAAAGGCAAAACUUCCCCAUCAGCCCUAAAAUACACAGAACACACAGAACUGAGAAUCACUCAACGUGUAUUUGGAAAAAAUGUUUUUAUGUUUGGAGAACAAAGUUUAUUGUUAUGGGAAGAACCAGUGGUUCCUAGAAGGUAACAGAAGGUGUUAUUACAGAACAGAAACUACAGCGGUGGCUGGACACAGAUGAUUACAGAGCAGACUGUCUCUCUGGCUGUUUCUCUGAA
Toxotes jaculatrix (banded archerfish) is the source of this 2100-nucleotide messenger RNA. RefSeq names its product thiamine triphosphatase (gene thtpa). Lineage: Eukaryota; Metazoa; Chordata; Actinopteri; Toxotidae. Bases 110 to 838 code for a protein of 242 amino acids. The transcript is spliced from 4 exons. The record is from RefSeq and is a predicted model, not a curated record. Gene Ontology annotation, molecular function: thiamine triphosphate phosphatase activity; magnesium ion binding. Gene Ontology annotation, biological process: thiamine diphosphate metabolic process; dephosphorylation.